AUGCUUGACGCCACCGUCAAGACGAAUGAGGCGGCAUCGGCGGCGGCUGCCCAACUCUCCAACCGAACGGGUUUGCUUCCCGCCAAUGAGAAGCCCGAGUUCCUAGCUGCCGUGAAGUCCAUCAUAGCCAAGCGAUGGGACGGGCAGCUGCACAACUCCCUCCACGCCUUGGGGUGGCUUUUAAGCCCUAAGAACCAGUACAUCGGGGAGGUGCGGAACGAUCCCGAGCCCGUGACCUCAUCCGAGGUCGAGAGGUGUUGGUCCGCUUUAGCAAGGGUCCAACGCCGAGACCGCAACCGGCUGAACGCCAAGUCCAUGACGGACGUGGCAUUUGUGGCGUUUGGUCGCCGAGCUCGGGAUGCGUUUGACAAAAAGGGAGAGGCCCGAGGUAAGCUCUAUGCUGACCUCGGCAAUGGAACGCUGAGGGAGGGCAGCAGCAGCGUGGCUCUACCUCCACCGGUGGAGGCGGAGGUGGAUGACGAGGAAGAGGGGGGGGAGCCGUGUGCCAUUGACUGGGAUUCCUUUGGCAGCAUUGGCAAGCGGGCUCCGAAGAGGAAGGGCGCAGCCCUGAAAAAGAAAAGUGGUACCAACAAGGCCAGCGCGUCCCGCAAGGGGAAAGAGAAGGUGCGUGAUGAGGAGGAGGAAGAGGAGGAGGCGGCCGACAGUGAUAGCAGUGGCGGGGGCGAUGAGCCAGCCAAGCGCAAGAACAAAGGGCCCAAUCCGUGGGAUUGUAGCGACGGUGACAGUGGGGAGGAGGAUGACGAGGAGGAGGAUGAAGAAGACGAGGAGGAUGCGUACGUGUAG
Closterium sp. Naga37s-1 is the source of this 804-nucleotide messenger RNA. Lineage: Eukaryota; Viridiplantae; Streptophyta; Zygnematophyceae; Desmidiales; Closteriaceae. The record is from the annotation of a GenBank genome assembly.